AUGGUUGUCGUCUGUCGGCAUACGGGAUUGGUCGCAAAAGGCAAGAUUUGGGGGCGGUCUCGUAUGGUCCGAAAGCCCGACGACACGCCGAUGAUCCCUUCCCUCGGGACCAAGGGAAUGGCCCACAAAUCGAGUCAGCAAACGGUUUCACGUGCGUGGAUACCUCAGUACAGAGUACCUACUUUCCCGUCUUCAGCUAUUCUUGCACCUGUCGGCGGCGAUCCACAAUUUGCUGCUCAGCGCACAAGCUACAGCCUACAGCCUAAGGAAAGUGGGACCCCCAGCAAUCGGUUUCCUUGGUCUUUCCCAAGUUCACAGGCUUCCUGGAAAGACCGUGUGUCACUGUGCAGCAGGUUGCAUCGACGGCAUCCACUCUUGGAAAGCACCAACCAAGCCGGACUCGCGCCGCCUGUCUGCUGCUCCUGCCGCAAGCCUGAGUUGAGCUGUCUCUUGCAGUUUCUCUGUCGCUCCCUCCCGUCCCUUCCCGCCUCUUUCCCUCUCCCCGUAUCUCUCUUGCCUUGCCCUGCCAGCCUGUCUGCCUGGCACUUGCCUUGGCCUGGCCCCUCCCCCUUCUCCUUCCCUUCCAGCCCAAUCCCAUCCCGCGCCCGUCCUGUUCCAGGCCCCUCUGCCCCAGCAGUAACAGCAGCACCAAUAGCAGGCCUCGAUUUGCUCCCCAAUCCCUUUUCCCAGGUUCCCCAAAAUCCAACAUUGGGACCAAGCACCUGCACCACCAAGAGCUACCUGCUCAGCGGUCCCACGGCCAGCCCGCCCGUCCGCAUAGCUACCCCUUCCCAGUCCCACCAAAGUCUCUCACUGCAGUGCUGCACCAGGGAGUGGAUUGGCCUGUCAUCCAACGCUACCUUACCUCACCUUACAGAGUACCUACAUGCCGAUUCGGCCUACUCGCCGCAGCCAGUAACACGCACCAAGCACCAAGCAGAAAGCACCGUCACUUUUUCGACCCGACUCGACUCGACUCGCCGCCCGCCAUCCCGGCCACAUCCAGACCAGCAAGAACAGGCGACGUCAUUGCUAGCAUCUGAUCGGGACGACAACCACCACAGCGCCCGUGACCGUGAUCACAACCACACCUCCUCUUCCACCUCCCACCGUCAACACCACAACUUCGACAACGACAAACACAAUCACCACGGCCACCCGUCAUCAGAGGACUCUCUCGGUUCCGAGUCCGAUUCCUGGACCGACACUGGGGACAUCGCCGACCUUAUCGACGACGAAGACCCCCUUCGCACCCAGCUGCCCAGCGACGUUGAUGACGAGCUGCUAGCCGGCGUUCACAAGAGACACCCCUCUCACAAGUCUUCCAAGAAGAAGCGUGUUCGCAUUCAAGAGUCUCCUAGUCGCCGCGAUAACUCACAAACCCGUCGUGGAGGUGUUAAUAAGGAGGCAAUCGAGGUUCCCGACAUCGCCCAACCUCGUCCGACCCGCGCGCAGCGAGUCAUCGGCGCCAUCAUGCCGGGCGGUUCCUCUAUUCACGGCCUCACUGGCAAGGCCCUGAUCUAUUUCACGAGUAUCUUCGUCUCCUUGGGAGUCUUUUUGUUCGGCUAUGAUCAGGGUGUCAUGUCAGGCAUCAUCACAGGUGUCUACUUCCGUAACUACUUCCAUCAGCCUUCCUCGGCCGAGAUUGGUACCAUGGUUGCCAUCCUGGAGGUUGGUGCCUUUAUCUCAUCUCUGGUCGUUGGCAAGGUUGGCGAUAUCAUCGGCCGACGCAAGACCAUUCUAUAUGGCUCCAUGAUUUUCUUUGUCGGUGGUGCCUUGCAGACAUUUGCCACUGGUAUGCCCAUGAUGAUGUUGGGCAGAAUCAUUGCUGGUCUGGGCGUUGGUGCUCUGUCUACCAUCGUCCCUGUCUACCAGUCUGAGAUCUCCCCUCCCCACAACCGUGGAAAGCUGGCCUGCAUUGAGUUCUCCGGCAACAUCAUUGGCUACACCACCUCGGUGUGGGUCGACUACUUCUGCGGAUUCAUCGAAAGUGACAUGUCAUGGCGUGUUCCCCUUCUGAUGCAGUGCGUGAUGGGGGCCCUUCUGGGCUUUGGAAGCUUGGUCAUUGUAGAAUCUCCAAGAUGGCUCCUUGACAACGAUCACGACGAAGAAGGUAUCGUUGUCAUUGCCAACCUCUACGGCAAGGGUGACAUCCACAACCAAAAGGCCCGAGACGAGUAUCGCGAAAUUAAGAUGAACGUGCUUCUCCAGCGACAGGAGGGUGAGAGGACAUACGCCGAGAUGUUCCGCAAGUACAGCACCCGUGUCUUCAUUGCCAUGUCAGCUCAGGGUCUCGCUCAGCUCAACGGCAUCAACGUCAUCAGCUACUAUGCUCCCUACGUCUUUGAACAGGCAGGCUGGGUUGGUCAUGACGCCGUCCUCAUGGCUGGCGUGAACGGCAUCACCUACCUUCUCUCGACCAUUCCCCCAUGGUACCUGGUUGACAGGUGGGGUCGCCGGCCAAUCUUGCUGAGCGGUGCCAUUGUCAUGUGUGUUUCACUGUCAAUGAUCUCGUACUGGCUCUACCUCGACAUCACCUACACACCCACAUUGGUCGUCAUCUUUGUCAUGAUCUACAACGCGGCGUUUGGAUACUCAUGGGGCCCGAUUCCUUGGCUCUACCCUCCGGAGAUCUUGCCCCUGAGCAUUCGCUCCAAGGGUGCCAGUCUGUCAACCGCAACCAACUGGGCGUUCAACUGGCUCGUCGGAGAAAUGACGCCUCUGCUCCAGGAGUGGAUCAAGUGGCGGUUGUAUCUUGUGCACGCCUUCUUCUGUGCAGUCAGUUUUAUUGUUGUAUACUUCAUCUACCCCGAGACCUGCGGUGUCCGCUUGGAGGAGAUGGAUUCGCUCUUUGGCGACGCCAGCACUGUUAUUGGAACGCCAUCUUUGCAUGGCCGCGAGAACGACUCGCUCAUGCCCGGAUCGCCCAUUGGGUCCGAAUACCGGGGACGGCCUGGCAACUUUACUGCCAACAGCGCCAUUCCUGGCCUGUCUCUCGACCCUCCCGACAUUCCCGACGGCAAGGGCCAGGAUGGUGAGGCCAGCAGCACCAUUAGUGGAUGGGUCUCCAGAGUUGUUGGUCGCACGCGAGACCAGAGCAGCAGCGGCAGCGGUAGAUACGCUCCCCUUGGUAAUCAGGAUGAUUGA
Molecule: messenger RNA, 3147 nt
Organism: Colletotrichum paranaense
Lineage: Eukaryota; Fungi; Ascomycota; Sordariomycetes; Glomerellales; Glomerellaceae
Exons: 7
Coding region: 1-3147 (1048 amino acids)
Biological process (GO): carbohydrate transport; transmembrane transport
Cellular component (GO): membrane
Molecular function (GO): carbohydrate:proton symporter activity
Source: RefSeq, a predicted model, not a curated record